GGCGCAUCCUCGGUCGGCAAGUCGUCGCUCCUCCUGCGCUUCACUGACGAGACGUUCCUCUCGCCCGAUGAAACCUCUGCGACCAUCGGCGUCGACUUCAAGGUCAAGGUCAUGGAGCGCAAGAACAAGCGGUGGAAGCUGUCGAUCUGGGACACGGCCGGCCAGGAGCGCUUCCGCACCUUGACGAGCUCGUACUACCGCGGCGCGCAGGGCGUCAUCCUCGUGUACGACAUCACCGCCCGCGACACGUUCGACAGCCUCGCGUCGUGGAUCAACGAGCUCGACACGUUCGCCGGUACCGGGCCCGCAAGCCGCGAGGUCGUGCGCAUGAUCGUCGGCAACAAGGUCGACAAGGAGUUCUCGCGCACCGUGUCGACCGAGGAAGGGCGCGCGUUCGCCGCGUCGCGCGACCCGCCCUGGCUCUUCAUGGAGUGCUCGGCCAAAAAGGGCGGCGACGACGUGAGCGGUGCCGAGGGCAUCUUUGGGCAGGUCGUCGACAAGGUGAGCCCUCGCGCUCUCUAA
Molecule: messenger RNA, 522 nt
Organism: Rhodotorula graminis WP1
Lineage: Eukaryota; Fungi; Basidiomycota; Microbotryomycetes; Sporidiobolales; Sporidiobolaceae
Exons: 5
Molecular function (GO): GTPase activity; GTP binding
Source: RefSeq, a predicted model, not a curated record